Molecule: messenger RNA, 2706 nt
Organism: Sycon ciliatum
Lineage: Eukaryota; Metazoa; Porifera; Calcarea; Leucosolenida; Sycettidae
Exons: 12
Coding region: 309-1871 (520 amino acids)
Cellular component (GO): Golgi apparatus
Source: RefSeq, a predicted model, not a curated record
CUUGGCCGAGAAAACCCAUUGCCGAUUUUGGCAUCAGUCAUCACGAGUAUUUCGGCUUGUGUCACACUCACCUAGUGCAUGCAAGUGUCCGAGCUCCGAACAGGGUGGACACUUGUGAUCGUUGUCUCGCAGACUACUCUGAAUCUCCACCGAGUACCGAGUUGUGGAGGUACUGUGAACUGAAAGUCCUCUUCUGACCGGUCUUUGAUUCAACCUCGUCUCCAAUCCUGACUCUGUUGCCAGUGGUUGGCAGUUUAUGCGCUGCCAGAAAACCAGAAUAUCCAUCCAACUGAUCCGGUCUUGACGCAAUGACUGCCUCUAGCGUUCAAACUCAGCAGAAUGGAAGCUCUGCUACAGCGCACGUAGCUGGACGCACCGUACUGCACGACGGUGACGAUCAUGAGGAUAGCGAUGACGAGAAAGACUCCACCGAGACGAGAGCUGCUCGCAAGAAGAUGUCGAGCCUGUCGCGAUUUUUCAUCAGCGCAGCAGUAUUUCACGCUUGUGCAGUAGUAGCAUUUCAAAGUGCUAUCCUUGGUCUAGGUGAUUUCUCAGCAGAUUGUGAAGGGGGUCUUGGUUUUGACCGCAAGAUCUAUGCUAUACUGUUCAUAUCAGCCAUGGUCUACGUCAUUGUCCUGGUUGUAUGGGCGCUGUACAGUGAGAAUAUUGUUGAAAUCUACGCAUUCUGUGUAAUACAGCUUCUGUCCAUUUCAUACAGCUGUACACAAGUAUUCCAAUUCUUCACAUCACGAUCUGAAUUCAAAAACAGACAACCAAACAGUGUAAAACUAGAAAACUAUGACCCACCAAUCAUAUUGGCUGUAUCUAAUGCAAUUCUCUCAACAGUAAUGAUGAUCUUCUAUUUGUACACAACGUAUCAUUUGUAUAUUGAGUUUGGCUGGAAAAUCUACACCACAGUGCCUUUCAAGGCAGAAGCAAAGUUAAGAGGUGCAUUUCGUACGUAUCAGAUUUUCACUUGUUUCUUGAAACUGGAGUUUUUCUUUACGGAAAUGUUCUUACUUAGUCAUGUGACCUUGUUGCUGCGUGAUGACAUGAACGACCCAGAGUUUGUUGCCAGCAUAGUCGCUAUGGUCUUGGCUAUUGUCGUUACCAUCGUCGUCUACUUAGCGGUGCGCCGUGAGAACAAAGUCAUCAUGGUCAUCUUUCUGCUCAUUCUGCUAGCCAUGCUGGGAUACUACUCAUUCAAGUUCUUCAGAUUUGUGACGAAGAGUUGUCGACUCUGCCAACAAAUGAAAAGCAACGUGUGUCCCUUGAUGUUGAUCUCAUCUGUACCAACAACUGCUCCGCCGAACGAUAACCUAACAUUUGAGCAUCUCUCACUAUUCACUAUGAUUGCCAAUAUCAACACGGUUUUGCUGUUCUUGGUGGCCCUAAACUACAUGUCCAAAUUCGGAACUGGACUGGAGAAGAUUUUUCGUAAGAUGGAGCAGCAGCGAUUCCGCUACGCCCGGCAAACAUUACGCAACAUCAGUGCAACGCGUAGCCAUAACCAUAUGACGCACUCAGCAGCAGCAGGUGGUAGCAUUGCACCUGCAAGCAGAACGGGUACUAUAGAACUUCCCGCUGUAACCAGGCCGCAGGACAAUGGCCAAGCCCACACUUCUACAUUGUCUAGGAACGGCGACACAGAGCAGUAUACACCAACCGAGAUGAAGUCUUACAAGAAAUCAGUGUCGAUAUCAGCAGCUGAACCAACGGUUGCAGCAUUUACAUGUACACCCGACGGAAGCUGUGCUGAUUUGGAUACGUCUGCAUCAUCAUCAGGUAGCGAUGCCUUGACAAUGGCCAACAGAGCAGUCAGCGGAUCUAGGGGAACUGUUAGUAUAGACACGGAGAUUGCCUCUCUGUAGAGCAUUGCACUUGCCUCUCUGUAGAGUAUUGCACUUGCCUAUCUGCAUGUGUAGUACAGCAUUUUCUGUACAUGUACUGCCAGAACAACCAAGCUACUUGAGCACCAAAUCUCACCUGAUUUCACACAACUUGAUGAUAGGCACUUCCUGCAGCAAAGGAUCUAAUCACAGAAAUGAGGCCAUAUUUAGAGCAAGGUAGCUAACGCCAUUUAGAGAGCAAUGGUACGAAUUGAGAUCUACGAUUUUAGAUGAUGAAAAAGAACUAUACAAGCUACACUUCUUGAUCAAACCAGCAAUUGCUAUUAUGAUAGAAUGUGCAUUUCUCCUAACAUUAGUUCUAGAGCCUAGAGGGAUGAUAUCACACUUCACAACAGAAAUACCAUGGAUGACAUCAUCAUUCAAUUUUAUAGCAGUAGUAUAGUGGAUGAAAUUAUACUUCAUAGCAGCAGUACCAUGAGUGACAUCAUACUUCACAACAGAAGUACCAUGGAUGACAUCAUACUUCAUAGCAGCAAUACCACACAAGAGCCACAUGUCAUAAUUAUUACCCUGUAUAGUGAGUGCCAUGUAAUUUCCCUGUGGGUUUGCAAGGCCUUCACACCACACCACUGCUCACUUGGUCAAUGACAGGCAUCCUGCACCUGCAGAGUCCUAUAUUUCUCAUAUCCAACCUAAAACUACGUAUACCAGCUACAUUCAUGUCCUAUAUGCAUACUUCAAGUAAUUUGUUUUUGUGCUGAUUAUGUUGUGGAAUAAUGACUUCCACGUCAGCUUCAAUUUUGACUACACCGCUUGUCUCCUGCAUAAGCGUUUACUGAUAGUUAUUUUCCCAUUA